AAUGGGGUAAUUAAAUCAAAUCCCUAUCUCUAAAUCCCAAUGCUUCGAUUUUUCUCGAUCAGUUACAUCCAGAUCUCUUCCGCUUUUUUAGAAUCGUUUUUUUUCUCUUUUUGAUGGCCUCCACCACCGUCGACCACUGCCAUCACCACCACAACGACCUCUACCUCGAAUCUAUCCCUGUCGUAGAUCUACGCCUACUCUCCCAACCCGAUCUCCUCUCCCUCUCUGUAUGCUCCUCCUCUCCUUCUCCUUCCAAUGCCGAAACCGAGCUCUUCACUCCCAAAAUUGACCGCUCCGUUUUCAACGAAUCCGCCGGCAGUCGCAAACAGACCUUCUCCCGCCUCCGCCUCGCUGCCCCCCGCAGCCACCUACACCAUCACCAUUCCUCUCCUUCCUCCAAACCCCUCCUUUCUCGUCCUCUACUCCUAGACCCCGAACCUCUUGACGAAGAAAGCUCUAACAUCCUCUCUCUACUAAAAUCUCUUUUCAACAUCGAUGAUUCGCUCACUGCUAACACCAACGAAAACGAACCGUACGAUGAUAAGGAUCUUGUGCCGGUUCAAAUAGAAUAUCCAAAAGAGAAUUUGGUUUUGCAGAAUAUUCCGGUCGGCAUUGUCAGUAGUAGUGUAAGAAAAAGGAAGCGAGGGAGGCCGAGGAAGGACGAGAAAGAUAAUUGGUUGAUUGAGAGCGAGAGUUUAGUAAUGGAGGAAUAUAAAGAAACGGAAGCCUUUGAUAGGGUAAAUGAGACGGCAAAUUCCGGUAAUAUUAGCAGUUGUAGUGAAGGGAAGAGGAGGAGAGGGCGGCCUCGAAGGGAGGAGAGUCAAAGUAGAGUGAUUGGGAGCGAGGAAAAGAAAGUUGAGAGCGAAAUUGAGAGGGUAGCAUUGGGGAAUGUGGAGGCGAUUUUGGGAAUUGAAGAGGAGUUGAGGAGGAGGACGGAGGGGAUGGGUACAGAGGCGGAAUUGUUGGAGUUUAUGAGUGGGUUAGAGGGGGAAUGGGCGAGUAAAAGACAAAAGAAGAGGAUUAUCGAUGCGGGUAGUUUUGGGAGUGUGCUUCCUAAAGGGUGGAAGCUUAUGCUCUUUGUGAAGAAGAGAACCAACCAUUUUUGGUUAGCUUGUAGCCGAUAUAUAAGCCCUAAUGGGCAACGAUUUGUGUCCUGCAAGGAGGUUUCUUCAUACUUGCUUUCCUCUGGGGGACUUAAAGAUUCAAGCCUGGCAACUUUGAGUCACACUGGCUGUGGCAUUGGUUCUGUUGUCAAACCAACACCUGGAAAUUUGCCUGUUACAUCUAUAUCUUCUGGACAUGACAUGCGAGCUCCUUCACUAAGAACAGGGAGUCCAAGGGAAGUCCAGAGAGCUGAAACAAUAAAAUGCCACAAAUGUACCAUCACUUUUAAUCAGCAAGAUGAUUUUAUAUGCCACCUGUUAUCAUCUCACCAAGGGACAGCAGAGAGUUGUGGACAUAGUGCCUCAACUAAUGAGGAGGUUAUAAUCAAAAAUGGAAAAUAUGAGUGCCAGUUUUGUCAUGAAUUAUUUGAAGAAAGGAAUUGCUAUAGUGGUCAUCUUGGGAUUCAUGUGAAGAACAAUAUGGAGAAAGUUGAAGGUUCAGUUGCAGUGUUAACUGUACAAAACAGCUAUCAGCCUUUCAAUUCCCCUGGCAACAACGAAAUAAAAUCAGAUAAACAAAAUAAGUUCUGUAUCAUAACUAAUAACAAAGGGGAGAUCACUGGUACUACUGCUGCUGCUGCUGAACUUAAUGGUUGUUUGAGUUCUGAAAAAGUCUUGUUUACUGCUGACAAAAAAGGGAUUUUUCAAUCUUCAGAUAAAACAGAUGUUCGAUUUUCUCUUAACUCAAUGGAGGAGAAGAAGAGAGAGAUGGCUUUAAAAAGCAGUUUGCUUGCUCCAAAUGCCGAGGGAAAUAUGUUUAGUAAUGAAAAUAUUGACAAUAGAUAUUUUGCUAGGUUGAUGAAAGGGAUAGAAACUGAUUGGAAGGAUAAAGUUAUGAGGGUUGAUCCAAAAGCUGGUUGUGCCAAUACUCAUUCAGGGCCAGAUAAUAUCACAAUUGAUGUCGAGCAGCAAAAUUACUUUGAAGGCUGUUCACUUACUCUUUCUAGCAACAAACAGAGAGGUAAUCUCGUAGAUUACAUGAAGGGAGCUUCUGUUAGAAUGGAUUCUGCACAGGAAAGAGGUUGUGGAUAUGGUUUAACUUCAUCUAAAGAUGACCAAACAUGUGACAUCAACCAUAAUUUGAUUCUUGUCUCCACUGGCACAUUGGAUGAUCCAGAAUCUAUUGUGGUCAGUGAAUCUGGGAAUAAUAACUCUACAAUUGGUUUUAAAAGCAAGCUCCGAAUCAAGAAACCCUCACAAGAGGACAGCGAAAGUGCCUUUCUAACUUUACAUGGAAGGGGGCAAAUCUUUGCUUCUGACAAUAAUGCAUUUAAGGUCUCUAGCCAGACCUUUGCGGUGUCUGAACUUGAUGAAGACCAAAAGUCUAGUGGAUUAAUUCAAGGUGUGUACGGCCGUGACAAUGGAUUGGAUGCUAACAUCCUGGCUAGUGUCAAGCAUGAAAGGACUAAAGAUUGUCUAUUCGUUCGAUCUUCAUAUAAAAAAACAUUUACUGGCACACUGGAGGAGCAUAAGGAUAAAGGUUAUGAGAGCAGUGUAAAUGAACAAUCUGCUUAUCAGCAAAACAGUAACUAUGAAACUAGUAUGGAUGAAGUUUCUUUCAUUGCGAUAGAGGAGCCCAAACACAAAAUGGAAAGCUCCUUGUUUGGCAAUGCUCAUGCCAGACUAGGCACAUUUUCUCUGACAGGCAAUGGGCAGGACAGUUGUUCCCCACUUUUUCCUGGGAAUGGUGAGAAAUUUGCCAGUAAAAAUAAUAAAGGUGCUUUCGAGGACUUCUUCUGUCUAUCUGAUAGAGAGCAAACACAUGCUGCAAAUAAUUUGAACAUGGUUUAUGGUGGCACAGAUCAUGAUGGGUCCAGGUCAGAGGAUUUUGAAAAUGCAAGGAAUAAUGAAACAAUGGUUGGUUUUAGCAAUCAUGCCCGACCUUCUGAGGAUUCCAUGACUGAACUCACAUGGAAAAGUGAUGAAGGAAAUGCCCUGCUGAGUGGCUUGGCUGAUACUUCAUCUCAAUUGUUGCAAACAUCUGGUUAUUACCCCACAUUCAACCUAAUGUCACAUAAGGGUGAAAGUGAAAUGUUCGACGUUAGUGGGAAGUGCAGCACUGUUACAGGUUUUGAAGGGCUGAGAUCAGAUAGCAUAGAAAAUAUGGAAUAUAAUUUUCUGACUGCUCAACCAAGUUCCCAUUCAGGAAAUUCCAAGGUAUCAUCAUAUGAUUCAGAGAUGGAACUGAAAUUUGAUUCCUCUGUUUGGCUUGAAAAGGAAGCUUUGCCGCUAUUUCCUAAGAUAGCUGACAGACAUCAGGUCACUACCUCUUGUUCCUGGUGUGGAAAUGAGUUUUAUCAUGAGGCUGUUGACAAUGGGGCACAAAGAAGCUCAAUGGUUAUGUGUGCCAGCUGUCAGGCUAGGUUCUCUAGGAACCAUGAUUUUAUGUAGAAUAGCAUGUCUGCAAGCACACCAGCCUGUAUGAGGGACUGCUUCUUGCAUGUGUGAUUUCUAAGAUCUGUGAUUUAAGACACAAGCUGAAACGAGAUGGAAGGCAGUAUUGGUCUGCUGACGGGUUCAAUCACAUUAUCGGCUGGUGACAUUGCAUGAGGCAGAGUUUGCAGUUCUGGUAAGACUUUCUUUUGCGUUCUCACCGCCAGAUCUUUCUCCCUUGUUCCAGGUGAUCUCCUCAUCAGUUCUGUUGACAUUGAUUUUUGAGGAUCUUGUGUGGUUUCUUUAUCUCCAGCGUAAGAAAGAAUCAAGAAAGCAUUUUCAUACUGACUUGGGCAUUAACCGGGAUGUAUGACCUUAGCUUUUACACAUUUUGAAAUGUUUGGUGCAGCGAGAUUAUUUUUUGAGAGUGUGCUGCUUGGGGCUUGGCUCAUUUGUAUUAUAUAUGACACGAUCUACGUUCCCUCCCAAUUUCUUCUCCAUUUUACUACCAUUUGGUGUGUUAAAAGUCUAAACUAGUGGCCUCUUGAUCAUAUUCUUCUAAGACUAGUUGUCAAAAACUUGAUGGUAUUGUAAUUGUCUUCAUGAUAGAGCUUUUCAUAGUAUGUAGCAAUUCAAGGGAAGUAAAGAAAGCUAUAACUAAAGAUAAUAGCAGGAACCUUGUAUGUCAUGUUCUUUUCUGCGCAAUGUUAACAUGGAGUAGGCGACGUAAGUUGUUUCAAAACCGUUGGUAUUACUUUCUGUUCCUUGAUAUGAUGUCUGACUGGUAAAAUGUAUGUACUCUUUUAGUUGUAAAUAAUUUGACUCUUUUCUAAAAAAAAAAAAGAAAAUAAAUAUUGAUAUUGGUAGCAUGAAAUGCGUGUUAAGGAGAAUUGAAAUUUUAACGCCCACACCCCCCCCCCAAAAAAAAAAAAAGGCUUCUUCGCAAUUUUGGAUUGCCCGAAAGACGUAAAAUUGAAAGAGGAAGUAGAAAUAAAAAUGAGAAGUCAACAGUAAAUUUUUGCUUGUCAAUAAAAAAUAAUUUAUAAUUACCUCUUUGUUCAACCAUUGGCCGAGAAAAAGUGCCAAUUUAAAAAAUUAAAAAAAAAAAGGAAAGAAAGUAGCGUCGUGGCGCAACUUCGUGAUUAUGCUAUCAUCAAAUCAUCAUCGUCCCCCUAUCCCAUAUUCCAUCAUCUCUUUCCUCUUUCCUUCCUCCCGUUUUCCGAACACCAGAUUUUACUUCUUAAAUGUAAAAUAAAUUGCAGUACUGUACUUUAUCUGUGGCCAAAAACCUGCUUUCGCUUCAACUCUGUCCGACCUACUUUGUUCCUUCCUAAUUAAAAUAGCCCCCAAAAGAAACCAAAAAAAAAAAAAA
Durio zibethinus is the source of this 4908-nucleotide messenger RNA. RefSeq lists its product as uncharacterized. The record is from RefSeq and is a predicted model, not a curated record. Gene Ontology annotation, molecular function: DNA binding. NCBI's taxonomy places the organism in Eukaryota, Viridiplantae, Streptophyta, Magnoliopsida, Malvales, Malvaceae.